CCGAGCCCGACUCUCGAAGCCCUGAAGUAAGAGAGAGAGGGCCUGCGCGGGCCACCGUAGCAUCGAUCUCCGAGGGACGCGGGUUUCCGCCAGUCCCAUUGCUUUUAGUCUCGAGGGUACCGACAUUGUGUCUACUUCCCCGGAAUAACUGCUUCACGGUUGUCUGAGAAGCCUGGCGCAACUCGUCCGACUUGUUGAGGGUAUGGGAAGAGGAGGAGGUGAGUAAGCCGGAAGUGGUGGUCCAGCUCUCAGGUGAGUUGGUACUUCGUGGGGUUCACCCAGCCUUCUCCCCCGAUAUGUUUCUGCCUUCUACCCACCCCCAGUCUUGUCCGUAGGGGAAGAUCUUGUUCUGGGUCUGAGCGUGAUCCCAGAAACAGGGGCAGGUGCGUUGACUCCCAAAACGACCCCACACCGACCGGCUCGCCCCAAGAAUUUCUUGAUGACAGACGAAAGCUUGGGGAAAGUUCUGGGGAGGCUGGGCCAGGGAAUCCGCACUCCUUACGGUGCUCUUCACCCAUUUUGUUGUCAUGGACCCUCUGGAUGAAGCCAAUGGAUCACCUUCCCGGAAUUUUGCUUGUUAGAGAGUAAAAUAGGAUUACAAAGGAUGGGAAUUAGAUCGGAAUAGUUGUCGAAGCCCAGGUUAAGAACCACUCUCAAUUAAAAGAUCAUCUUUUGGACAUAUCCCUCCAAGACUCCACCUGAAAUUGGAAGAAGCACUAAUUUUAUUACAGCCAAAUGUAUACAUAAUCCAUUUAGUCAUCAGAAGGCAUGCGUAUUUGAAUUGACGAAUAACACAAUUAAGUUGUAGGUGAGAUUUCUCUAUGAGAAGUAGAUUGUUUCUAGUGAGUUGGAAGUUCUCAAAGGUAUGAUUCAAGUGUUUUUUUAAGUUAGGAACAAUUUUUGCUUUUUAUUGAGGAAAUCAAAAUUUGUUCAAGAAAGUUUCUACCAUUUAAAAAGUAUGUUUUCAUAGACCAAGACUUUAAGUAAUGUAUUCUAUGCAUCUUGUUGACUGACUGGAAGAGGUAUGUUGGGAAGGUACUUUUCCUCUCAUUCGGUGAUAACCCUUUUCCAAAAUGUCAUAUCAUAAAAUUGCUGGACAAAUAUCAUAAUCACUGAGUAGUAGACUGUAGUAGUUAUAUAACUUACUGGGCAAAUUCAGUGGUAAAAAAGAUGUCUGUGAAUUUUGUAAACUUAAUUUUAAACUCACUAGGAAAGCUUGCAAAUUAAAGGAGCUCUGUCCUCUUAAUUUUAACUUCUUUGUAAAUCUUGACUUUCAUUAAUUGAAUUUGGUUUGUUUAAAGUUGAGUACGCCUGAAGGAUCCUGAAUACAGGUAGAUAGUGAUCCUUUUAAAAAAUAUCUCUGGGGAAGAAGAUUGUGGCCAGAUACCCAUUCUAAUGUUUUGAAAUUCUUUUAAGAAUAGGAGCAUCCGAGGCCCAGCCUAUAUUUCAUCAGCUUGGGUUUCUUCCUUCCAAAGAACAUCUAAUUCACAGAUUACCAGCCUCUCUUUGAUAAUCAGUUUCUUUUACCUAGAUCUGUAGAAAACAUUUGGGGAAAAUGACACACUGGUUUCAUCGGAACCCACUAAAAGCUACUGCACCUGUCUCCUUUAAUUAUUAUGGCGUAGCUACAACUCCUGCAGCUUCAAAAAUUUGCAAUGAUUUGAGAUCAUCAAGGGCACGACUACUUGAGCUAUUCACUGAUUUGAGCUGUAACCCAGAAAUGAUGAAGAAUGCAACAGAUUCCUACUUUUCUCUUUUGCAAGGUUUCAUAAAUUCAAUGGAUAACUCUACCCAAGAAAGCAAAUUGAGAUAUAUUCAAAACUUUAAGUGGACUGAUACAUUACAAGGUCAUGUUCCAAGUGCCCAGCAAGAUGCUGUGUUUGAAUUGAUUUCCAUGGCUUUUAAUGUAGCUUUAUGGUAUACCAAAUAUGCAUCAAGAUUGGCUGGAAAAGAAAACAUAACAGAAGAUGAAGCAAAAGAAGUUCAUAAAAGCUUAAAAAUUGCAGCUGGGAUUUUCAAACAUUUGAAGGAAAACCAUAUUCCCAAACUUAUCACACCUGCAGAAAAAGGCAGGGAUUUGGAAGUUCGACUCAUAGAUUCCUACAUUAUUCAAUGUCAAGCUGAAGCUCAAGAAGUUACAAUUGCUCGAGCAAUUGAACUCAAACAUAAUCCAGGUCUAAUUGCUGCGCUGGCAUAUGAAACAGCCAAUUUCUAUCAGAGAGCUGAUCACACUUUAUCCAGUUUGGAGCCUACAUACACUGUUAAAUGGAGGAAAUACCUUCACUUGAAAAUGUGCUUUUACACAGCUUAUGCUUACUGCUAUCAUGGUCAGACUUUGCUGGCAAGUGAUAAAUGUGGUGAAGCAAUCAGGUCUCUCCAGGAAUCAGAAAAAUUUUAUGACAAGGCCGAAGCCCUGUGCAAAGAGUAUGGAGAAACCAAAGGACCUGGAACAACAGCGAAACCUUCAGGACAUCUGUUCUUUAGGAAACUUGGAAGCCUAGUGAAAAAUACUUUAGAAAAAUGUCAGAGAGAAAAUGGAUUCAUCUAUUUCCAAAAAGUUCCAACAGAAACACCACAACUUGAACUGAAAGCAAACUAUGGUCUUGUAGAGCCUGUACCCUUUGAAUUUCCUCCUGUAAAUGCACACUGGACACCAGAAACACUAGCUGCAUUUGAUCUCACCAAGAGGCCAAAGGAUGAUAAUGCCAAACCCAAACCAGAGGAAGAAUUGAAACCAGUCAAAGAACCAGAUAUCAAACCGCAGAAGGAUAGUGGCUGCCAUAUUUCCUAGAAGACCAUAGAAACAGGAAGCUCCUCUUUUAAGUGGAUUGGGUUAACUCUGGGACUGGAUUAUUUUUUGUGAUUCCUCAGGAGCCUGAAGAAUAAUUUGCUUUUUUUCAUGGGUCUUCACUAUUUCAACGCUCGCUUUUUAGUAGGGUGGGGUUUUUUUUAAUGCUUUGUUUCUUUGUUUCCACUUUAGUCAGUUCACUAGAAUAGCUUCUUAUAGACCUUACUUUGACUUGAAGAUAUGGGAAGAGGUUUUUUUGGAGAACUCUAGUAAUAGGUUUCAGGUUAAUAUAUUAAAUUAUAAAAAAGAAUCAUGGUUCUCCUUGUCACAAGAAGAUUUGUUUUCAUUUCUCAUCUGUCAUUGAAAUUAGAGGAGAGAUUCAGAUAAGAGUCCACAAAGAAAAAACAGUUCUUACUUCCUUAUGGCUAUAUUGCAUCAUGGCACAAACCUGUAACACUCCCAAGCCAUAUGUUAUUUCUCAUGUGAAACAACUUUCAUAUUAUGGAAGAAUCUGAAAAUCAUUAGCAGUUAGGCUUCUUGAUACAUAUUUGCCUAAAAUUAAUAUUUUUAAAACUAGAAUUGCAAUGUACAUGUUAGAACAUUUAAGAUAAGUCUGAUUUUAUUUCUAGUUAGCUAAACAGGCUUUACUUCUUUCUUGAAAUGAAUAUUUAUUUUAAAUCCCUUUUUAGAGAGCUUAUGUGACUUAAGGAACUAAUUUGUGUAUAACAAGCUUUAUAUAUCUGUAUGAAAGAAGGUAAGAAGAAAUUAGCCCUUGGAAAUCAUAUGCCAUACAAUAAUGCAGAAGAUUUUUAGAAGCUUGAAGGAACUACCUCUUUGGAAUUACACUGGUUACCUUUUAUUUCUGUUUCAAAGAAGUGUCCAAGUCAGUUGGUUUCAGACUUGAAUAUAUUCUCUUUUCAUAAGGCUUUCAAUAGUAGUCUGUAUAUCCUGUCAGAAUGAAUGAAUAAAAAGAAUUAAAUGCUUACUA
Molecule: messenger RNA, 3776 nt
Organism: Vombatus ursinus (common wombat)
Lineage: Eukaryota; Metazoa; Chordata; Mammalia; Diprotodontia; Vombatidae
Product: BRO1 domain-containing protein BROX
Exons: 15
Coding region: 1556-2791 (411 amino acids)
Source: RefSeq, a predicted model, not a curated record